This is a messenger RNA of Gongylonema pulchrum, 507 nucleotides long. The record is from the annotation of a GenBank genome assembly. Lineage: Eukaryota; Metazoa; Nematoda; Chromadorea; Rhabditida; Gongylonematidae.
AUGUAUCUUUGUAAGGCAAGCUAUUACAGAAAAGUGCUGAAAGGCGGCAGUCUUAUAGCGACAGAUGGAGACUGCGUUCUCGGACAACCGCUUGCUUCUCGUGUUGACACAUUCCUGGGCAUUUCCGGUGCCAAUUAUGGACUGUGCUUCUGUCAGCCGGCACAGACCAUACCGGCAUGGUGCAAUGCCCUAGACGGUUUAUAUCCUGGAUAUACUUGCGAGGAUCAACUGCUCUGCGCGUCUCCCGACGCCGAGUGCAAACAGAAAAAUUAUUCCGCAUUUCUCGAAAGUUUGAACAAUGAUUCACACCGAGAGGCUGAUCACGUAUACGCCAUGUGGUCCGACGUGGAUGAAGUGCUGCUUUUUCGAGGGAUGACCUGGGGAAAGCCGACUAGUCGUAUACCAGGAAUGAAUGGUCGUUGGGUUUCGGAUCGAAAUGGCCACAUGGCAAUGAAAGAUCUGACUGAAUUACGGCAGUACGAAGCAGUCGUACAUCACUCCAUCUAA